CUGCUCGUCGUCUUCCUCCUUCCCAUUUCCACCUAUAAAACCCACCCCCACCACCCGUUCCCACAUCACAACUUCUCAAUUCCACAACCCAAAGCCACAAGCAAAGAAACCGGCGCAAGCCAGCCAAGGCCGCAGUCGUCUCCUUCUCCUCAGCGUUCUCCUCCGGAGCCGGCGACCAUGGCGGUAGACCUGAUGGGCUGCGGCGGCUACGAGCAGCUCGCGUUCCAGGAGGCCGCCGCCGCGGGGCUCCGCAGCCUCGAGCUGCUGUCGUCCUCGCUCUCGCCCCGCGCUGUCCAGCCGCUGCCGCUCGGGCAGAUCGCCGACCAGGCGGUGUCCAGGUUCCGCCGCGUGAUCAACCUCCUCGACCGCACAGGUCACGCCCGCUUCCGCCGCGCGCCCGCCGCCGCGGCGCCCACGGAAACGCCUCCUCCUCCUUCCGCGCCGUCGCUGCCUCCGGCUGCGGCAGCGCUCGUCUCGCAAUCACAGAAGAGCCUGGCGCUGGACUUCGCGAAACCGGCGACCAAGACCGCUGCGGCGCCGGCCGUCUCCGCGACGUCGACCUCCUUCUUGUCGUCCGUAACGGCCGGCGGCGAUGGCAGCGUGUCCAAGGGCGGAAGCCUGAUCUCCUCCGGCAAGCCACCUCUGCCGAAGCGCAAGCUCCCCUGCGCCGCCGCCGCCGCCGCGGCGCACCCCGAGUCCGCCCGGUGCCACUGCUCCAAGAAGAAACGUAAGCACUCGCGCGGCGCGUCGCGCACGGUGCGCGUGCCGGCGCCGCCGUCGUCGUCGCCGCCGGGUUCCCGCGCGGCCGCGGCGGACAUCCCCGCCGACGAGUAUUCGUGGCGCAAGUACGGGCAGAAGCCCAUCAAGGGCUCCCCCUACCCGCGCGGGUACUACCGGUGCAGCACCGCCAAGGGCUGCCCCGCGCGGAAGCACGUGGAGCGCGCCGCCGACGCCCCCGCCACCCUCAUCGUCACCUACGAGGGCGACCACCGCCACGACGCCCCCGCUGUCGCCGUGCAUCAUUAGCUGCAGCAUAUUAGUAGUAGAAGCAUGCUCCUUCAUUUGUUCUUUGAUUAGUGGUAGCUGCUCGUGUAAAGAAUCAAAGAUUGCAGAGGAGAGCAAGGAAGGCAGAUUAGAGAGGGGAUUUGCUGUGCUUGUAGCUCCUAAUUGCAUCUCUAAUGAGCAAUUUUCUCGACAAUCUUACCAUCAA
Molecule: messenger RNA, 1210 nt
Organism: Phragmites australis (common reed)
Lineage: Eukaryota; Viridiplantae; Streptophyta; Magnoliopsida; Poales; Poaceae
Product: probable WRKY transcription factor 17
Exons: 1
Coding region: 178-1026 (282 amino acids)
Biological process (GO): regulation of DNA-templated transcription
Molecular function (GO): sequence-specific DNA binding; DNA-binding transcription factor activity
Source: RefSeq, a predicted model, not a curated record